Messenger RNA from Kickxella alabastrina, 651 nucleotides. Its product is annotated as thioredoxin-like protein. Gene Ontology annotation, molecular function: glutathione peroxidase activity; glutathione transferase activity. The record is from RefSeq and is a predicted model, not a curated record. Gene Ontology annotation, cellular component: peroxisome; mitochondrion. NCBI's taxonomy places the organism in Eukaryota, Fungi, Kickxellomycota, Kickxellomycetes, Kickxellales, Kickxellaceae. The transcript has a single exon. Bases 1 to 651 code for a protein of 216 amino acids. Gene Ontology annotation, biological process: glutathione metabolic process.
AUGCCUACUAUCCCCAAGAUCGUGUUUUACUUUGACGUCUUGUCCGUGUUCAGCUACAUUGGAUUUGAGUUUAUGGAAAAGUACACGGCGCUGUGGGGCAUCGAGGUUGAAUACCGUCCGUUCAAUCUUGGGCAGGUUAUGAGGAACACAAAAAACAUGCUGAGUCCGAACAAGGGGCCUUUCCUGAUAACUGAUGCCCGUCGCACGUCGAGUAUCACAAAGAUUCCGUUCAAGGGAGAGCCUACAAAAUUCCCUUACAACUCUACCACCGCGCUACGCACGCUACAGUAUUUGAAGACGCACCACCCGCGGUUGAUGGUGCCAGCGAUGCGCCGCCUGUGGAGAAUGGAGUACGUCGAGCGCAGGGCGCCGGAGUCGGCCGAUGACAUAAAACAGGCGCUCGAUGGGCUGGUAGAUGCGCGUGUUGUCGAGGAGGCAAUCAGUGUGCCAGACACCCUAGAGGCGGUAAAGCAGAACACUGCCGACGUUGAGCAGAUGAAGGGAUUCGGCGCGCCGACUAUUCUUGUGUAUAGAAAGGGCGAGUCCGAGCCGCAAAUGUACUUUGGGUCGGACAGGUUUGAGCACAUCGCCAUUUACCUGGACAAGGAGUUUUACCCGAUGAAGCAGCUGUUUUCCGCGCCCAAGAUUUGA